This is a messenger RNA of Mesorhabditis spiculigera, 1440 nucleotides long. The record is from the annotation of a GenBank genome assembly. NCBI's taxonomy places the organism in Eukaryota, Metazoa, Nematoda, Chromadorea, Rhabditida, Rhabditidae.
AUGUCAAAUGGUGGAACUGGGGAGAAUCUGAAUGAUCUGAACUUUGGAGACCUCGGCACGGGAUUCGGCUCCGGCCCUUCCUAUGGCACGAUGCUGUCCCACCAGUUUCAACAAUCGGUGGGCGGAGGACUCAACUACAGCGCCGAAACGGAUGCUGAACUAGGGCUCCAUGAGGAGUACACGGUGGAAUUCACAACCAGUGGUUCCCGCGAGGCACAGUUCAUGAUCAUGCCGAGGACUAUUCGGAUGCCGGCUGUACAUAAAGCAAGUCUAACAGCACCGCAAACGUUCUCGCUCGCUGAUGAAUAUUCCGCCGCUAAAUCGGCUGUGGCAAGCCAAGGAGAAGAGCCAACCGAGUUUGAAUGGAUAGCCAAGAAGCUGGGGAUGGAUUUUGACCUGCUGAAAGCGCUCUACUUCCGCUUCGUGCUCGAGUCUCUAUGCGCCGCAUACUAUGUGAACGCGGCCGUCUACGCCCACUUCUCCGCCCUCGCGGCUUCGAAAUCGGCCAAAGGCGAUGAGCAAUUCUUGUCAAAACACCCCGAUUCCAGCGGAGCCUACACCACCAACACAUUAAUGAAACCUUCAACCCUCCAAGCCACCAUCAUCGAAGAACCAGCAUUCUUCGCUGCCAUAAUGAUCCCGAGGACGUUGCUGAUCUGCGCUGUGCUCGGAGCCGCGUUGUGCAUGCCGUCGUACGACGAGAAGUCGCACAAGGCCGAGUACGAGGCGAAGAAGUACUCUUCCGAGGGAGCACAUCACGAUGGGCAAGAGUACGGCUUCGAGAAGGCCGGCAAGGAGGGCGAGCAUGGAAAAUACGACAAGUACGACCAGGCCCACCACCACGCCUCCAAGGCCGAGGAGGGCGAGAAGAAGAAGCACGAGGAGCACGUGGCUGACAAGCACGGCGGCAAGACGCACGCCAAGGAGGACUCGCACUUUGGAAAGGACGUCAAGACCAAGUCCACCGGCUACUUCGAGUACAAAUUCGUGCAGCCCCAGUACCACAUGGAGCAGUUCCACCAGGACGAGAAGCACGGCAAGAAGUACGGAGCCGACUCGCACGACUACGGCAAGGAACACUACGGAGAUGGAAAGUACGACAACAAGGGAUACAGCAAGUAUGGUAAGUACUACGCUCAGGACGGUGGUGAUCACUCCGACUACGCCAAGGAGAACCACGGACAUGAUGGACACUACAGCCAGUACGACAAGGGACAGAAAUCCGACAACGCCGGCUACUACAACCAAGGACACGCCGCUCACGGAUCCGAGUACGACCACCACAAGGAACAGCCCCAGUACUACGAGCCCCACUACAGCCACUACGAGCCCCAGCACUACGGCGGAGGACACUACGAGCCCCAGUACGGUGGCCACGAUGACCAUCAUCAGGAGCACUACGAGCCCCAUUACUACUCGCCCUACGAGUAUGGACACCAU